This is a messenger RNA of Apus apus (common swift), 4714 nucleotides long. RefSeq names its product SH2B adaptor protein 2 (gene SH2B2). The coding region runs from base 211 to 2223 and encodes 670 amino acids. The transcript has 10 exons. The record is from RefSeq and is a predicted model, not a curated record. Gene Ontology annotation, biological process: antigen receptor-mediated signaling pathway; intracellular signal transduction. Gene Ontology annotation, cellular component: plasma membrane. NCBI's taxonomy places the organism in Eukaryota, Metazoa, Chordata, Aves, Apodiformes, Apodidae. Gene Ontology annotation, molecular function: transmembrane receptor protein tyrosine kinase adaptor activity.
CCCCGAGCCCAGCGCAGGGGGCAGCGAGCAGCGGGGCCGGGCCCCCCCGAGUCCUCCUGGUCCCUCUACUUCUGGUCCCUCCCUUCUACUGUCGAAAUUCAUCCCUAUGAAGUUAUGCGUUUGACCUGGAAGAACCGUGCUGCUGGCACCUCGGGGACCCUGUGAACUGGAACGGGAGAGGAGCCCGCCGGCAGGUGGAAUGGGGCAGCCAUGAACGGCGAUGCCCUGUGCCAGGAGCCCUCCUCCCCGCUCCCCGACUGGAGGGAGUUCUGUGAGCUUCAUGCCCAGGCGGCCGCCGUCGACUUCGCCCAGAAGUUCUGCCAGUUCCUGAAGGAGAACCCUCACUACGACACCCCCGGGGCAGAGACUUCCUUCUCCCACCAUUUUGCCGCCAACUUCUUGGAUAUCUUCAGCCUGGAGGUCAGCCGGGUGUUCGUGUCCGACUCUCCCACCAAGUACAACAUCGUGCCUUUCGUGGGGCUGCAGAACUGCCACGUCCCCUACGGGCGUGAGGUCACCCCGAGGAAGGAGGAGACAUCCACAGAGUCCCUGGACAGCAUGGACACCCCGUUGGGUGCCGGGCGGUACCUGAGCCCGGCCCAGCAGGCACAGGCACGCAAGGUCUCCUCUUACGGCCAGUCCCGCAGCUCGGAGGACGUCUCCAUCCACUCUACCACCAAGCCCAAGUUCAAGAAAGGCUUCUCCUUGAGGAACAUGAGCUUGUGCGUGGUGGAUGGCAUGAAGGAGAUGUGGCAUCGCAAGUCCUCUCCAGAGCCAGGCGCUGAGGCUGCCCCGGGUGGCCGGAGAGCCGAGAGGGAGCCGUGGCCACCUGGGGGCAAGGAGCCCAGUGACCCGCGGGAGAAAUGGACCCACAAGCUGCGCCUGUCCAAGGUGCCCUCUGCCAAGGUGGAGCUGGUGGACAUCCAGAGGGAGGGGACGCUGCGCUACAUGGUGGCCGAUGACACGAACUGUGUGGGGAGCUCCCAGUGGCAGAAGUGUCGUCUCCUGCUCCGGAAAGCGGUGAAGGUGGAAGGAGAGAGGUUCCUCCUCGAGUUUUAUGUCCCUCCGAAGGCUUCCAAACCCAAGGUGAGCAUCCCGCUCUCGGCCAUCAUCGAGGUCCGUACCACCAUGCCCUUGGAGAUGCCUGACAAAGACAACACCUUUGUCCUGAAGGUGGAGAAUGGGGCUGAAUACAUCCUGGAGACCAUCGACUCCCUGCAGAAGCACUCCUGGGUGGCAGACAUCCAGGACUGCAUUGACCCUGGGGACAGCGGGGACGACAUCGAGCUGGCGUCCUGCGCGCAGGGAGCCUGCCUGCCGGGCAGGGUGUCCUCCUGCAGCUGCGAGUUCCUGGCUGAUGAUGUGCCCAGGCCACCAGACAGAUGUCCUCUGCCCGGUGCUCACACCACCACCACGGCCACCGCUGUCCCCACACCCCACAGCAGGGGCAGGGACUCCCUGGGGGAGCUCCUCACCCACAUCCCACUGGAAAGCUUCCUGCAGACACUGGAGUCCUCCCCCACCACUGGUGGGCACCUGACAGGGGAGGACAGCGAAGCAGAGGCCGAGAUCAACCUCUCCAACUUCCCCUGGUUCCAUGGGACUCUCUCACGGAUCAAGGCAGCUCAGCUGGUGCUUUUUGGGGGUGCCCGGAGCCACGGCCUGUUUGUCAUCCGGCAGAGCGAAACGCGGCCGGGGGAGUACGUGCUGACCUUCAACUUCCAGGGAAAAGCAAAGCACCUCCGCCUGUCGCUGAACGAGAGCGGGCAGUGCCACGUGCAGCACCUCUGGUUCCAGACCAUCCUGGACAUGCUGCGCCACUUCCACACCCACCCCAUCCCGCUGGAGUCGGGCGGCGCCGCCGACAUCACCCUCCGCAGCUUUGUGGUGGCCCCCAGCCCCCUGCCCGACGCCGUCCCCCCCCCAGCGCUGGUGCCGCCGCUGCCGGGCUGCCGGCCGGACCCGCCGCUCCCGCACCACUUCUGCAGCCCCGCACCCGCUGCCCCGCCGGCCCCACCGCCCGCCGAGGGGGCGGCCGCGGCCCCUCCUGCCACCGGCCCCGCACCCUAUCACCGCUUGGAGGGUGCCCUGGGUCCCCGGAGCCGCAGCGACAGCGCGGAGCGCCGGCCGGAGCCCCCUGCAGCCAGCGCCGAGGACUAUCAUGAGGCUGAUGGGGCCCGGAGCCGGACCCGGGCGGUGGAAAACCAGUACUCCUUCUACUGAGCCCUCUAGGUCUUGGGGCUGGGCGGCAGGGGGAUAUGGAGCACCCGUGCCCCUCACCCCUGCACCAGCCUCGCCACCUCCUCCUGCCACCAGCAGCAAUCCAGCCCCAGGAUCUUCUCCUUGCUCCCUGAGGCUUUUGGGGAGCUGUGGGUGGGUGGUGGGUGAUGGGUCCCAGCUGGACCCGGCGCCAGCCCCGAGGUUGGGGCAGCACCUGGGGGUUUGGGAGGCUGAAGGAGUCAGUGCCAUUUCAGAGCUUGCAGUUUCUUCCCUUUCCUUCUGGACCAAGAGCUCUCCUGGGGCUGAGCUGGGCUCCCAGCAUCUCCUCCAGGAAGGAUGUCCCACCUGGGAUGGCAGCACCAAGACGUGAUGGGCUUCUUCCUCCAGCCAAAGCACCUUGGCACGUCCCCUCUGUCUCCAGCGUGGCCAGCAUCUAGCACCACCACCCUGCAAACCAGCUGCCAAAGGGCUCUGGCAUUUUGGGAUGAUCAGGGAAGUGGCAGAUCCCCAGAUGGAGGAUUUUCUUGCACACCUGGAUCCGUGCUUCUGAGAGGGCACUGCUGCAGGGCUGGGAGGGUUUAUCCAGGCUGGCUUUCAGGCUCCCUCUGGGACACAUUUCCCACCCUCUGCCAGGAGAAGCUUUUUUCCAAAGCUGAAUUAAUUGCAUUUAAGGAAGGGUUUUUUCCUGCUCUCCUGCCAUUUCUGUUCUUUUGUCCUUUCUCUCCUUGCUGUGCCUGUGGGAGAGUCCCUGGAUAACCCCUUUACUUCCUUCCUCUCUUCCUUGGUUUUUCAAAACCUCAGCUCUCUGCAAGGGCAUCAGCUCAGCCUUCUGCCCUCUCUCUGUGGCAGCUGGGCAAUGUUUUCCACUGCUCAAGGCAAACCUUUAAAAAUGCAACAACAGCCCCACUUUGCAUCAGUUGUUAGUGAUUGUGAGUGUCUGGGGGGCGUCAGGCAGAGGCAGGAGGCUCCAGGUGCUCCACUGGGUUCCUGGGGAUGAAAACACUCAACACCAUUAGAUGCUGUUGAAGGCUGGUUUUGUCUUGCCUGAGAAACAGAAAUGCCCAGGAAAAGUGAAAGGAAUGAGGCUGCUGCAGGUGGGUGAACAGCAGCUGACACAGAGGGUCCAGGUCAGGCUGGUGGUGUGUGACAGGAUUUAGGUGCAGUGACAGGAUUACCCUCACUGAUGGCUGAAGUCCCUCCCCAGCAGAUGUAAAACUCAGCCAGCCGUGGCUGAAGCAGCACUGCUGCCAGGAAGGACCAGGCACUGCAGUGGUCACUGCUUCCUGGUGGCUUUCUGCUGGACCACUGCAGCCACGUGCAUCUGAAGCAGAAACAGGAGCUCACCCUGGAAGAGAGAGCAGAGCAGAAACCUGCAGUGGCCAGGGAGGGACUGUGUUGUCCGUGGUUUUCCUGCAGGUCAGUGAAGUCAUGAGGGAGGUUUUACAGGCCAGGCUGCUCACUGUGCCUCACGUGGGCUGGGAGACCCUUCAACAGGGCAGCUUUGCUUGCAGACAGCACAUCCUUCUUGUUUUGCCUCAUACAGCUUGUCCCCAUGGCCAGGACUCCUGGCUCCUCGUGUGGUGGCCAAGCCUAGGUGACAGUGCUAGCAGGACCUGAGCAAGGUGGCUUUGAAGUGUCCAGGUGGGUCUCCAGGCAGGGCAGACUCCACUGUACCCAGCUAGAAGUUAUGACUUAGUGCAAAGAGAGGUAUGAGCCAAGCCACAACUUAGCUAAAACCCCUUCAGUUUUCCUGGAGACUUGUGGUGGGUUUGGGUUGGGACAGAUGAUUUUUAUUAUUUUUGUUAGGUGCCUUCUUUCCUGAGCUAGCAAAGUGUCCCCAGGUUUGGAGUCACUUUUCUCUCACCCUCCAGGAGGGCAGGGAAGGUGUCUCUGAGACUCUUUGCCUCCUCCCACGAUGUGAGAGCUGCCUUUCUGGUUGAUGGGUGCAUGAGCUGAGGGCUGGUGGAUCUCAUGCCUCUGGCAAACACCAUCUUCUCCCCAAACGCGGCCUUUCAGAGGGCAGCAGGAGUUGUUUGCUCUGCCAGGGCUGUAUUUCUCCUUCCUCAGCCCAGCUAAAACCCAGCCCAGAGGAGCCUGUGCAGCCAGGAGAGGCCAGAUGCUCUUGGUUGGUGGGUUUAACAUGGACCUUCCUUCACACACACAAUGAAUGAGGAGGAACCUCUGGAUGUGGCACAGACACUUGUCACCCUUGUUCUCCAUCAAGGUCCUAGUGGGCCAGGUGGUUGUGGAUGGGAAGCACUGCCUUACAGACCUUCAGAUGCUGGCUGGAUUGUUCACCUUCUGUGUCACAGGAUAGGAAAAGGAUGGGGAAGCAAUGAUCUGCAAGCAACAAUGUUCAUUUGUAAAUAGGGAAGAGUCUGGAAGAGUUUACUGUUCUGUAGAAUAAAUUAAUUUUAUUUAAAAAAAGAAAGGGGGGGAGGGGGACACACACGACUUGUUAAACAAAAGGAGAACUCGAGUUCCAGUUUUAAAA